UCCGGUGGCACAGUCCCCCCAGCUAGCAUCUCCUCCAGUCGGUUCCCAGAGGAGAUGAUGGAUAAACGCGUGUUUAGAUGUGUUGAAUGUAACGAGGGAGCGACGGAGCUGCACCGGGAUUACAGCAACGGCAUCCUGAAGAUCACCAUCUGUGAGUCCUGCCAAAAGCCAGUGGACAAGUACAUCGAGUACGACCCGGUCAUCAUCUUGAUUGAUGCCAUCUUGUGCAAGACGCAGGCGUUCAGACACAUUUUGUUCAACACAAGCUUGGAUAUUCACUGGAAGUUGUGUGUGUUCUGCCUGCUGUGUGAGGCGUACCUCCGGUGGUCUCUGCUCCACGGCUCCGAGCAGAGCAGUGACCCCGCCGACAUCAUACGCUACACCAAGGAGUGGGAGUUCUACCGCCUGUUUGGAUUGGCCGCCCUCGAGCUGUCAGCGUUCUGCGGCAGCGUGCUGCUGUUCCUCUGGGUGGUGGUGGCUCGUCUGCAGGGCGGGAACCUGGAGCUGCGCCUGCUCGUCCGAGCUCUGCUGCUCUCCUGCUACGGGAAGGUCCUCCUCAUCCCUGCCGUCAUCUGGGAGCACGACUUCUCCCCGCUCUGCCUCGGCCUCAUCAAACUGUUUGUGCUCACUUCAAACUCGCAGGCUAUCAGAGUGAUCCUGAACAGCAGCAGACGUCUGUCACUGAUGGCUGUGUGCUUAGGCGUGCUGUCAGAGACCUGCGUGGCUCAGGUCUGUAAAAAGCAUCCAUGGAGCAUCCAGGAGAUGUUGACAGACUUAGACUGAAGUCACUUAUCUCAGGGGAAGGACACGUGAUCGUGGACGUCCACCUGUGACAGAGUGAGGCAGUUUUUGACAAACCUUCAGCAUCGGUUCCUCUGAAGCAGAGACGGAUGCAAAGGCCUUAAUGACGUGGCUACAGGUUGAAACUGCUCAGUCGGAGAUGAAGAGCAGCAGAACAUAUUUAUUUCUCAGGAUACAUGGAUUGCAGAUAUUUAAACCGGCAAGCUGAAAAGGUGCUGAAUCCUUAAUCUUGUUUUUUAAUUUUAGUUUUUCAACUGGACAAUGAAUGAUGUCAAGAUUCCAGUGUGUUUGUUUUGUAUUACUUUAUGUGGACAGCCGUGGGGAGGAGCUACGACAUGAGGAGCAGCCCAUGAUCUACAUUACUGUUAAACAUGCUCUAAUUCCUGGGUCACACAAACACUGAGGUUGCAAAUGGACGAUAACUAGUUCCCUGUGUGGACAGGACGCUCUUCACAUUCUUUAGCUCAUUGGUGAAAUUCUCACAUUCACUCACACACACACACAAGAUAAAUGUUGAUUCACAGGGUUAGUAAAGAAAACCUGUUGACAUUUGUCUUAUUUACUUUUGUAACUGAGCUAAUGAGCCAAAACAAACACUAGAAUGGACACACAACAGCAAGCAAAUAAGAAUUAAGCCAAAAGUGUAAACAUAGGUAAAACCACUCCAAGCGGCACACGCAGCAAAUCCUCACGUUUGACAACUGACUAUAAAUAUUCGAUUACAAUCUUACCAGACGUCUGAUUUACAAUAUUCAUGAUGAAACAUGUUGAUUAGCUUCAAACCUCUCCAGUUCUCCACCCACUGUCCCUGGAAUGUGGAUCACGUGUCUGUCCACAGAACAAAUGUUCAGUCAGUGAAACAAACGUCCGAAGCACAAAGUGUCUGUGGAAUGAGGAGAAUUUACUCACUUCAGCUGGAAUGGGACAGCUGAGCUUGUCUCGACUCCCAGACGUCUCUGCAGGCGUCGUGUUGUUGUGAACUGAGGCACAUGUGACGAGAGGCAGAAUUUCUACCGGACAAGAACAUCUGUUGCUGCUGAUGGAGAUGAUUGAAAGAGACAUUCAGUGGAAUCUGCUGCAGGCAUCGUGAAUGUAUCAUUAACUCUGACACUUUGUCCCAACGACCAAAAACUAAUGCACUGUUCUAUCGCUGCUGUAGAUUGUGAGAGAGUCUUGUCCUUCAUCCCCUGAAGGGACACAGAGAGAAUUAUUACUAAUGACUAUUACCUCACAAUGCUGUUCCUCUUCCCUUCCUUCUGAACCAACGCCUACAGGCCGGAGUGUCAGAGAGUUUAUUUGCAUUCCCUCGCAAUAUGUUUUGCCUUCGCUUUAAUAAUUGUCUUUGUCCUCACCCUCCGAGCUGAAGCGUUUGUAUUUCGGCUCAGCUUCUCCGAGUGCGACGCCCCAGUACGGAUCAGCUAAUUCAAGUUUUAUCUGAACUGGGCAGUUAGUCUGCAGAUGCAGUCUGUGGAGCCCCUGAAGGGUCAAAUGUCUAACUGGGACCCUUCGGUGGUUCAGUGCCCUAAAGUCAGAAAGCUGUGCUGAAAGAAUUACAUCCUCUUAAACUGACUUUUAAAUAAAAGAGGCUGCCAGUCUUUCAGUUCUACAUGUGAAUUAUACCUUAAUAAUAAGGUUGUUUUGCAGAGAACCAGAUCAUUUUGUAUUUUUUUACUUUGUUUUUUCAAAUGUGCAGAGAGAUAUGAUAUUGAAAUAGCUGUGGCUUUCUGUCAAAGACCAGCCCUCGACAUUUGGGUGCGACAUGUGUUCCUGUGAUGAAUUAUGUAAAACCGACUGCACAGUCCGCAGAGAAACGGAUUAAUGUUGCAGCAUGUGCAGCCGGAACCGUCUGUUAUACACUAGAUAUGAAAGGAGAAAAUAAAAUGUUUGCACUUUAACACAGUUGCUCAGGGUUGUGAUGUGAUUUUGUGCAUGUGUGUGUUUGCGUGUGCUGCCUCUGCAUAUGGAUACAUGUUAUUACAGGUCUGUGAAUAGUUGAGGAUACAGCACAUGAACGUGGAAUGUGUCCUCGCCCUGGGUGGAUCUGUAACCGAGUCUCUGUGGAAAUCAACAUCUUCUCAUUGAGGAAAAACAAAGAUCUAAAGCUUGGAUUCAUUAAAUCGAUGCACAAGUGUAAAUAAAACAUGAGAAUUAUG
Molecule: messenger RNA, 2954 nt
Organism: Hippoglossus stenolepis (Pacific halibut)
Lineage: Eukaryota; Metazoa; Chordata; Actinopteri; Pleuronectiformes; Pleuronectidae
Gene: arv1
Product: ARV1 homolog, fatty acid homeostasis modulator
Exons: 5
Coding region: 55-783 (242 amino acids)
Biological process (GO): sphingolipid metabolic process; sterol metabolic process; regulation of plasma membrane sterol distribution
Cellular component (GO): cortical endoplasmic reticulum; Golgi apparatus
Source: RefSeq, a predicted model, not a curated record